Ceraceosorus bombacis is the source of this 1247-nucleotide messenger RNA. NCBI's taxonomy places the organism in Eukaryota, Fungi, Basidiomycota, Exobasidiomycetes, Ceraceosorales, Ceraceosoraceae. The record is from the annotation of a GenBank genome assembly.
AUGAGCAGGGAAGCAGCAGCAGGUAGCAAAUCCCAUGCUUCCUCCCCGCCCACUUUCUCGCAUCCGCACGCCGUCGCGCAGAAGCAGCCAAGCACACGGCUCUCUGCUGGUCCCGCCGAGAGGCCAAGAAGUGCAGCUCGCCGAAUGGACGUCUGGCUGAGACGCAUCUCUCACCUGUCCGCUUCCGCAUUCGGCGUUUUUGUAAUCCUACACAUCAGCGCACCCGUCGUCGCUGCCAUAGCGCCACCCAACUCUGCGCAAGAGUGGGCAGGCAAGACGAUGGUGAGUCGCGCAUCGAGCUUGCCUUGCCGGGGGAAAUCACGUUCGGUUUUGCCCUGAGCGCUAAAGAUGCGGGCGGAUGUCUCAUCGCGCGUGCGCAUACACGCUGUGCAAGCGCAUCUCUCUCCUCUUGAUCGAACGGCCCUGCUGACACUCUUGCUUCUGUAUCAGCUUCUGGGAAGAGUGUAUUAUCAGGGCGCAUGGUCUGAGCCUGUGCUGGUCUGGGCAAUGCUCGGAGCGCACAUCAGCUCCUCGCUAUCCAGGCGGCUAUUGAGAUCCACCGCUUCCACCACCUCCCCCGUCGCCCAGCGAAUCAAGGCACCCUCAUCGCACACCACCAGCGCAAUCAUCCUCCUACCCCUCCUCGCCCUUCAUUCCCUCACCACUCGUCUGAUCCCCGCACGAAAAGGCGUGUCCGAAGUGCUGGAUCAUUCUUUCGUAGCCAGGGGAUUCCAAACAUGGCCCUUGCUCAGUUGUGGCUCGUAUGCAGCCCUGUUGGGCGCCAUGCUGAUUCACAGCAUAGGUGGAGCACGUCGCAUCUACUCGGCAUGCAGACCGACCCUGCGCAAUUGGAGACUCGGCCGUGCCUCGAACGCUGCUGCGUCAGAUGCGCUGCUGCAUCUAGCGCGCAAAGAUGAAAGAGGAGCGCGAGCUCUGGCGAGAAAGACGGAUGCGCGCAUCAAUGGCAAGAGAAGGAGCGACGCCACGUUGCUUGGAGCAGGAAUCGCCUCGCUUUGGCUAGCUCUGGGAUUGACAAGGAUCGUAGCCGACGGCGCAGAUUUGGGACCGGUCAUGUUGGCAAAGGUGAGCUGCUGCUGCUGCGACCGACGUCGACGCAUGGUUUUUGCGCUCCAUUAUUCUGACACGAAUCGAGCCCCUCUCUCUCGCCGUCUUGCUGGCUGUGAAAGUACGACGCUUGCUAUCUAGCCGUAUGGCCUUACCGCGCAGUGCGCCGAGUCGGACGCUAG